Messenger RNA from Liolophura sinensis, 510 nucleotides. Its product is annotated as T-cell acute lymphocytic leukemia protein 1 homolog. The record is from RefSeq and is a predicted model, not a curated record. The transcript is spliced from 2 exons. Bases 1 to 510 code for a protein of 169 amino acids. Lineage: Eukaryota; Metazoa; Mollusca; Polyplacophora; Chitonida; Chitonidae. Gene Ontology annotation, biological process: developmental process; regulation of transcription by RNA polymerase II. Gene Ontology annotation, molecular function: protein dimerization activity; RNA polymerase II transcription regulatory region sequence-specific DNA binding; DNA-binding transcription factor activity, RNA polymerase II-specific.
AUGUCCCAUCCGGAACUCGGUAAAACUUUUUACUACAGCGAGAAUGGCGAGUUUUCUCCAGAUGGCGUCAAUGUGAUGGGCUUCGAAGGAAGCCUAACGAGCGUUAGCAACGAGCAGAUAAACAGGGGUGCGGACUGCAGAUUUCAAACUAUGACGAAUAAUAUGGCAUGCCACGGAGCUCCGAAAAGGAAAGAAAGUUUUGGCGCUGUUCCCUACAUGAAAACGAAUCCUACCCGUCAACAACGUCAUGGACGACGGAACGUCGGUUCGCGACCAAUCUACCGACAUAUCCCUCAUCGAGAUAAACCUCCCCACCUGGUAGCUCGACGGAACGCUCGGGAGCGUCGCAGGGUGCAGGCUGUUAACAACGCCUUCUGCAGGCUCAGAAGACACGUUCCAUACGAGAACAAACAGAAAAGACUGUCCAAAGUCAAAACUCUGAGAUUCGCCAUCGACUACAUCAACAAGCUAAAGACCAUGGUGGAAGAACACGAUUCAAGACUGAUUUAG